AUGGCUGAUGAACUGGCUGACGAUAGUUCUUUCAAAUUCCAUGCUCGGCAGUUCUGCAGCGAGACCAGCCUUCAUGGUGCUCGGUUUCUUGUCCAUCGAAAAGGAGUGGUGAGAGUAAUAUGGCUUCUUGCCUUGGGGACGGCUUUCGCAUUCUGUGGCAUUCAAAUACACUCGACUUUUGUACAGUUUUUCCAACGACCAUUUUCGACAACAGUAAUUACAAAAAGAAUAAAAGAGAUCGAUUUUCCAGCAGUAACCAUCUGUAAUUUUAAUCAAAUAAGUAGGAAGGAAUAUGCCAAGACAAUCCGAGCGUAUCGUGCAAACAUGUCUGAAGAGGAACUGCACAGAGAGGCUCAAUUAAUUAUGGCAUCAUUGCAGCCGAGAUCAGGUGAUCAGAAAUUUUCAAGAUCGAAGGAAGAGGUCUCGAUGUUCAAGCUUUUAAACGCUUCUGAGGAAUAUCAUCGACGAGGAAAUAAUUUUCAAAAUACUUUGAAAAACUACUCGCACAAAAUAGAAGGCAUGCUGUCGUUCGAUUGGAUUGAACCCUGUGUAUGGCGAGGAGUUAAAUGCUUGCCUGCAAAUUUCAGUUCAUUUGUCACUUUAAGGAUGGGUCAAUGUUUUACGUUCAACUCUGGGGAAAAAGGUCAUGAACGCCUAAAGUCUUAUAUCCCUGGGCCAACGARUGGUUUAAGACUUCGCCUGAAUGUCGAGGAAGAAGAUCAUGUCGGUGACUCCAACAUCGCUGGGUUUAAAGUUUCCAUACAACAUCAAGAUGAAUAUCCAGUUGUGGAGGAAUUUGGUUUUGCAUUGCAGCCUGGAACCCACACAUUUGCUGCUAUUCGAGCAAUUAAGAUGAAAAACUUAAAGCAACCUUUCGAAGCAAAUUGCAGCUCACCUCUGGAUGACAUCUCCAAGACCUAUAACAAAACAUAUUCCGUUUAUUCUUGUAGUAUGUCAUGUUUCUUGAAUUACCUCACACAAGCAUGUGGUUGUCAAAUACURACGGAGAUAAUCCCUAGAAAAGAAGUCUGCUCUCUUAAAGAGACUUUUGAAUGUGCUUAUCCAAAUGGAUUUCAUGAGCGCCUUCCCCAGUCGGUCCGGGACUGUAUGGCAAAGUGUCCUGAACCAUGCGAGCAAAUGAUCUACAAGACUAAGCUAUCCUAUGCUAGUGCAUCAAGCAAGUCCUUUAUAGAAAGAAUUAAGUCACCAAAGCUCCAAAACAAGACAAUGGAAGAGAGAGUAGAAUAUAUCAGAAACAACAUGGUUUCUUUGGAUGUGUAUUUCGAGGAAAACAAGUACGAUCUCGUUGAACAAACAGAAUCAAUAUCUCUUAUAUCACUUUUUGGAACCGUUGGUGGAUAUCUUGGCCUCUUUCUUGGAAUGAGUCUCCUUACAGUCCUUGAAUUUUUGGAUUUUCUGAUUCUUUGGAUGUACAAAGUGAUCUUUCGAGACAGACGAACCACGCCAGUGCAGACAUUUUAA
This is a messenger RNA of Exaiptasia diaphana, 1482 nucleotides long. Its product is annotated as acid-sensing ion channel 1. The transcript has 6 exons. Gene Ontology annotation, biological process: sodium ion transmembrane transport. The record is from RefSeq and is a predicted model, not a curated record. Lineage: Eukaryota; Metazoa; Cnidaria; Anthozoa; Actiniaria; Aiptasiidae. Gene Ontology annotation, cellular component: membrane. Gene Ontology annotation, molecular function: ligand-gated sodium channel activity. The coding region runs from base 1 to 1482 and encodes 493 amino acids.